CGGCGGUGGCGCGGCGGAGCGGGGCGCGCGCGGCGGGAGCAGGUGCUGUUCCUGAAAACAAGAGCAAACAUGGUUUACACAGUGAAUGAAGCUUAAAUUCCUGGACCAAAAACUGAGGGCUUGUUUUCAUGAAGGAUGGCAACACCAUAUGUUCCUGUUCCUAUUCCUAUUGGAAGUUCAUCAUCCAGCUUUACAAACAGAAACCAAAGAAGUUCUUCCUUCGGGAGCAUUUCAACGAGUUCGAGCUCCUCGAAAGGACAGCUGGAGGACUCUACAGUUGAUGGUUUUAAAAAGAUGAGUGUGCCUGACCAGAUUGGUUCCACAUCAUCUGCAUGUAGCAGUCCCCUUGUUAGGACUAAAUUUACAGGUCUGGAUACAUCCAUAGAAUACAGUACUCAGCCUGUAGAAGAAAUAGAGCAGAAUGAAGAUUCCAGGACCUGGGAAGAUCGACCAACCACACCUACUAUUCUGGGCUAUGAGGUGAUGGAGGAAAGGGCAAAAUUCACUGUAUACAAAAUACUGGUGAAAAGAAGUCCAGAGGAAAGCUGGGUGGUGUUCAGACGGUACACAGAUUUCUCCAGGCUUAAUGACAAGCUAAAAGAUAUGUUUCCAGGCUUUCGGUUGGCCCUUCCGCCAAAGCGCUGGUUCAAGGAUAAUUACAAUCCUGACUUCUUGGAAGAUCGACAGCUGGGGUUGCAGGCAUUCCUCCAGAACCUAGUAGCUCACAAAGAUAUUGCUAACUGCCUUGCAGUGAGAGAAUUUCUUUGUCUGGAUGAUCCUCCAGGUCCUUUUGACAGUCUGGAAGAGAGCAGGGCUUUCUGUGAAACUCUGGAGGAAACAAAUUAUCGCCUACAAAAAGAACUGCUUGAAAAACAAAGGGAGGUUGAAUCACUGAAGAAAUUAUUAACGGAAAAGCAACUUCAAAUUGAUGCUGUUGAAAGAAGAAUUAGGGAUUUAUCUUUAGGAAAAAUGACUCGUCAGAUGUCAGGAGAAGAAAGUGAGUGCAGUGGUGAGGUGGAGUCUUCUGCAGUAGAAGCAGACCAGGGUACCCUGGGUGAGGACAGCUGCUCAGACAAGGAGAACCAUGAGCCAUGCUGGAGUGGCUCUUUGGCUGGAAAUUCUGUGCCAGAAAUUGAAGUUGCUGAAGUAGCCUAUACCACAGAUGAAGAAUAGCUGAGCAGCAGCAGCUGUUACCUGGGAAAGGUUCAUGUUAAGGGUGUCUCUGUGGGCAGGAUCAUAGAGGAGCUGUGAAGAAUUCACAGCAAAGAGCAAGAAUGCACAUAUUGAAUGUUUACAUAAAUCCUUACAAAUUAUUAAUGUAAGAAAUAUAUCCAGUGCUGCUUUGAUUUCAGUUUUUAUCUAGCCUUUAUAUAUUUAAUAUAUUGAAGUCUAAUAAGGGCUAAAAUCAGCUAAAGUUUAGAUAGUGUAUAUACACAAUUUGGCUGACUUUCCUAGCAGAAUGACAAAAGUUUCACAGUAAAUCAUGGAACACCUCUAACUCAUAUGACAUAUAUUGCCACUGUUGUGACACAUUUGAUGUGUUCAUCUGUUUGGUAUUUGUAUAGCCAUAAAAUAAUGCUUGCUGAAGUAAAGAUGGACUCAUUUGUGUAUAGGAAUGGAGAAUGUGUUGGUUUUACAUUCUAAAGUUGAAGAAAGUUUCUCUGGAAGUUUUAUGCAAUGCAAUAGGAAAACUUCCAGUACCAAGAGCAAAGUAGUUACAGCUUGGAAUCAUAGUUGGACAUUGUAAAAUGGUCAUUUUUGCUGAAAGAACUGAUCUGAGACCCCCAAAACACUGUGUAUUUUCAUCCCAAGAUAGCAUGCUGUAAUAUUUUUUGUUCAGUAAUGCUGCUUUGAAAAUCUGGGAUACCUUUGUUAUAUACAUGUAACACGUAACAACAAAAUCUGUAAAUUUGCCUUUUACUCAGAACACUACCUCUUACCACCUUGCUAAUGCAUUCAUGUUUGUUUAAAAAUAUUCCAGAUUAUAUGGAGGCUAUUGAAAGACUUGUAAAGAAGCCAUAUUUUUUUCCUGCACAGUUCAUAACUAGAUUGAAUCUAGUCGCAGUGUAUUUUUGUUUCAAUAUAUUGUACACAUGGGGAUGUUGGUACCUAUGUUGUAUAGCCUAUUUUUCAAAAUGUAUUAAGACAGGAGAUGCACUUUAUAAUUAAGACUCCAUUGUGCCAAGUUCAGUUGGCUAAUUGGUUGAGAAAUGGGAGUUGCAGGGAGAGGAUUAUGUAGUGCCUUUUUGUAUUUUACUUGUUCAUUACUGCAGAAUUUUGUUACAGUGCUCUGGGUCAGUUCUGUGGAAUCUUUGAUACAGCAUUUUUCUGUUCUUCCCUUAUUUACUGAAAGUGCCUUGUUUUAUUAUGCUUUUCCAAUAGAAAUAAUGCUGUUUUGUUUUAAUUUUUUUUUUUUUGCCCUAUACCACCCACAUUGUUGUUUAAUGUUGUCAAUAUGCAGUGUCUUUGUGCUGGAGUUUUCAAAGGGAGCUUUGUACUUCAGGCUAUGCAUACAAUGACCUUUAUGCAGAACUGUAUAAACCUUCCUGGUAAAAUAAAACUAUGGACAAAACACCUGUCUUCUUUUUUGCAUUGUAGAAAAAAACAAACAUUUAAUCCCUUGUCAAGUAGAAGGAUCAAAUACUGAAUGAGACAUUUCUUACCUCAGAGAUUUCCUGCACUUACUCAGGCUUGGUCUGAAUCCUAUUUUUACCAAAAGUUGUCUGCAUGAAAAUGAAUGAGAAUGCUGUGACACCAGAAACCUUACUGUACUUCUGUUGAAGGUAAAAGUAAAAAAGGAACUGAUUUUUUUUUUUUAAUAUCCUACAUAAAUCCUCACAGAUGUUGAGUGAACUCAAUAAACUUUUGGCACAUUAUUGAAAA
This is a messenger RNA of Melospiza melodia melodia, 2883 nucleotides long. It is a transcript of the gene SNX16, whose product is annotated as sorting nexin 16. Gene Ontology annotation, biological process: protein targeting to lysosome; endosome to lysosome transport; early endosome to late endosome transport. The transcript is spliced from 8 exons. The coding region runs from base 136 to 1173 and encodes 345 amino acids. Lineage: Eukaryota; Metazoa; Chordata; Aves; Passeriformes; Passerellidae. Gene Ontology annotation, molecular function: phosphatidylinositol binding. Gene Ontology annotation, cellular component: late endosome; extrinsic component of endosome membrane; early endosome. The record is from RefSeq and is a predicted model, not a curated record.